Helicoverpa armigera (cotton bollworm) is the source of this 15532-nucleotide messenger RNA. It is a transcript of the gene Dhc98D, whose product is annotated as dynein axonemal heavy chain 10. Gene Ontology annotation, molecular function: minus-end-directed microtubule motor activity; dynein light intermediate chain binding; dynein intermediate chain binding. NCBI's taxonomy places the organism in Eukaryota, Metazoa, Arthropoda, Insecta, Lepidoptera, Noctuidae. Gene Ontology annotation, biological process: cilium movement involved in cell motility. Gene Ontology annotation, cellular component: dynein complex; 9+2 motile cilium. The transcript has 92 exons. The record is from RefSeq and is a predicted model, not a curated record. Bases 3 to 14867 code for a protein of 4954 amino acids.
AAAUGAUGCAACCGUUGAUUUCUGACGCUGAAGUCCAUUCGGAUCACACGGACGAUUCUGAAACCUACUUGGAUAUUUACAAUGAUCCCCGAGUACUGUGGUUCAAGGAACGUAUCCUUGCCUUCAUCGGCAUGGAAGACGAUGGCCUCUUCUACAAUAUGUUGGACGAAGGAGAAGUCAAGCAGAAGUUCAUCAAAUACCUGACGUCUAAUAUAAGAGACAAUGAGAUAUCUCUGGACAAGAGGAUGAUGUAUGUGUCUAAGGUGAUCGUGGACAAACUGAUUCAUGAAGAUAAAGAAUUCACUGAAUGGAGAAUUAUACCGCCUCCUCCUCCUCCACCACCACCAUUAAAACCACCCAAAAAAGGUAAAGGUAAAGGAAAAGAAAAAGAAAGUCCGCCACCAAAGGCUCCCAAAGCCCCCAAAGCUGCCCCGGAACCUGUAAAAGAGGCUGAUAAAGAGCCCGAACCAGAGCUGGAGGUUACCACCAGUAAGACCAGUAGCAAGAGUGUUAAGAGCAUGAAGAGCGCCAGUAAAACUGUGAAGAGUGUUAGGAGUGUGCGGGUGAAGCAAGAUGAUGUUCUUGGUCCUACUUCUGAAGCGGAUGUGGAAACCGCAGCGGGGACAAUGAGAGAGUUUGACGAUGAUGACUUGGGUGAACUAUUAGAAGUAGAUACAGAAGAAUCUAUUGUAGCCGAGGACAAGUAUUAUUUCCCACCACCACCUGAGGAUCUUGAUCCUGAAAUCGAUGGAACUUUGGAAUUUUAUACUAUAGUCAGAUCAGUCCCCCGCGUGAUUCAAUACCCCAAGCUGAUACCGGUGUUCGGUGAGCUGACUCCUCAACUGGCUCAUCGCCAUCGUCGCUACCUCUACUUCUUGCGGCAGACACAGAAGGGUAUACCUCUCAAUGAGAGCGACAAGUUCACUAACCUCAGGAUGUCGGAUUAUAUCCUCACUGGAGUCUUUACUGGGAAGGUCCUUACGAGCCUUGGACUGCAUUUGAAAGAGGCCGUCAUCCCAUUGUUCGAGAACCAGUUCCGCGAGAUCACCGUGUUAAGCGUGGAGUCCAGCCAUGCGAUGCUCAGCAGACAGGCCUCCUAUGUAGGGGCGCAUCAGGCCAUGGACACGGCUGGCUCACAGGUGAACUACCUAAGACCAUCAGACUACAGAAGAAUGUCUAACAUAGCAAGAGGAGAGAAUGCAGAAAGAAGAAUGAAGAACAUGCACGCAUCCUCAGAAGAGUCGUUCGACCGUUCUGCUGGAGCUUCAUUGACGCGACCGGCCUCUGUGACCGAGGACUCGCCAUUUUCGAAUACGUCUUUCUUGGCUGAAGUGGCAGAAGAUAAGAAGUCGUCAGCAGAUGAAAUCAUAACGGAUAUAAAGGAUCUCGUUGGGAUUGUUCAUUGGACUAUAGAACACAUAGAAGGCGAGAUACAACUGCCGAUGCCGAACAUCCCGAUGCUGGCUGAAGAGCAUCCGAUCAUCGAUGUCAUUGACCCCGAGCUGACCGCGCAGUUGGAAGAGGCGGUCAUGAUGUGGCAACAGCACAUUGAUAGUACUAUAGCUGCGUGUUUGGGGAAGACUCGUGAAGGCGAUGGUCCAGUGGCAGAAUAUAAAUAUUGGCGCGAAAGAGAUGCAGAGAUUUCGUUGUUAGUAGAACAAUUAAAACAACCAAUGGUUGUUAAGAUAUUGCACCUACUACAAAGAGCGAACUCAACUUAUCUAGAGGGCUUCAGAAACUACAAAGAACGACUGGUAGAACAAUACAACAUGGCGAGUGAUAAUCUAAAAUUCUUGUCGACUUUAAUGCGCUUCUUUACGGUCAUAGAAGACGAAUCAUCACUUGUUCAAGUGCUGGAAAUCCUUCCGGAACUAGUAGAGAGUAUCUACAUGAUGUGGGUACUGUCCAAGGGGUACCGCACUGAUGAUACCAUGGUACCCCUACUGGCCAGGAUCUCAUGGGCUUUGAGUGAUAAGCUGGAGAAUAUUCUUAAUGUGCACAAGCUUUUUGACAAACCAAACGAAGAAGUCCUCUCGCUAGCUCGAAACUCGCAGAAAAUAAUGGAGAUGUGGCACGCUCUAUACCGGGAGACCAGACGUAACAUAGAGCUUAGUGGCAAAGGUGCUCGGUGGGAGUUCGACCAGCCACUGCUGUUCACACAGACGGAUUAUAUCGGCACUGUGGCCAAGGACUUAGGGGAUGUGGUGCAGGUUCUCAUAGACUUCGAACGCAUAUUCGGUCUCGAAUUAAAAUCGAUCAUCAGCGAUCCGACUCAGAUCGAUGACGUGCGCAAACGCGUCAAGAACCUCGUGUAUCCGAUUCGAACGAUCGAUUUCAGUGUAUUCGUGUUCGAUAACAAGGAGAACUGGGAUGUUAUCAUGGGAGACUUCUGGAACGAAGUCAGGUAUCUGGAGGAGGAAGCUAAGAAUUAUAUCAAUCAGAGUUUUGGUAAUUUAAGGUCAUCAGAGGAAGCUCUCACAGUUUUGUUAAAGUUCUUGGAGUUCGACACACGUGAGUCCAUCCGCAAGCAGCUAUCCACAAAGUUCGACCUGGUGAUGAGGCAGUUUAUCAAGGAAAUCACCGCUAUUGAGGACAAGUUUACUCGUCAUCGUAAAGCUCCUCCGCUUCUCCGCAAUCACCCGCCAGUCGCUGGCGCCAUCUACUGGGCGAGAGCGCUCUUCAACAAGAUGAAACAACCCAUCAUGAAGUUCCAAAAGGUGCCAGAACUGAACGACUGCGAACAAAAGAAAGAAGCCUUCAUGCAGUACAAGGCAUUCUCCAAAGUCAUCAAGGAGUAUGAGGAGGGCAAGUACAAGGAGUGGGUGACGGGAGCCGCUGACUUCGUCGAGAAUAUGAUGAAGAAGAAUGUUCUGAAGGUCGAGUUUAAGAAGGAGGCUGUAGCGGCCCCAGCUGCUGGUCGUGGUAUGGAACUGACAGCCGCGGGUCGCGCUCAUGUAGAACGUAAGAAAAAGGCGGCCGGCUCGAACGUCUCGCUAUUACCGUCCGAUAUAGUGAACAAGGAGAUCGCUGAGAAACGACGAAGGGAUAAAGCUUUGAUGCUGAUGAGGAUACCCGGACAACAUUAUGAAAACGUGAGGUCACCGAGCUCCACGUCUCUGCUCGCUAAAGAAGGCUUGACGGACGUGACAUGGCGUGACUUGACUGUCCACAAGCUGAUGCAAGAGUACCAGCUGAUCUUCCAGCCAAACUUCAACAAGCAAAUAUUCCUCGUCAUCCACGAGGCUGAGUUGUUGGAACAACUGGGUUACGACUUACCAGCCUGCAUUCGAGACGUGGCCAUGCAAAAAGCACGGCUAUACUACGAACUAGAAGCGCUAGAGAGCGUCAUCGCUAAGUAUAACACAAACACUGCGUCACUCAGUACUUCGGAGACGCACCUGAUGAAGAAGCACCUUCUAGACAUGGAGAGACAUAUCCUGCCGGGGUUGACUAGAGUUACGUGGACUGCGCUCGGUAUUGGGGAAUAUAUCAAGGAUAUUACUAAAGGUGAAAAUUCCCUGCAAGCUACGUACAAGCAACUGAAAAUGGUGGAGAAAGAAAUACAGUUCUUAGUAGACCAACUGGAAGCUUUUGAUCUGUUCCCACUUCUGAGGCCUGAGAACUAUGUAGACCCUAGGACCGACCUACCUGAUCCCUCCUGGCUUUAUCCUUGCAAGGCCUAUUUCGUGGAAGUAGAAAACGAGCGCCUAGAGCGCGUAGCAGCUCUCUCUCGCAUCUACGACCGCAUCGGACCUAUCCUGAUGAAGCUGGAGUAUUUGAUCCUGGGUACCAGUACUGGCACGUCUAAUGUUAUGAACGCGUAUUAUACGCAUUGGGAGAAGAAGAUCUUUAUGUGUCUUGUCAGAUUGACGUUGGAAAACUUAGAAGACUUCCAACAGAUGCUCAGUGAAAAGGUGCCGAUGUUCCAAGUGGAUGCCGUCCUAGUGCCUCCUGAUAUCACCAUGAGGCCCACGCAGACUGAAGUGUGCAAUAUACUCGGUUAUGAUGUCAAACAUUAUCUGAACAGGCUAACAUCAUUCCCUCGCUGGAUGAAGAAGACCUGCCUCUCCUGCCCUCCCCAGCGCAUCGAAGAGGCAACAGGGAACGAGUUCUAUACCUUCUCAUUCUUCGAGGAUAUACUCCGAGUGGCCGCCAUUAAUGAUAUCACGCUGCUGAUUCAGGACACCAUAUUUAGACUCACUACGGAUAUCUGCACUUAUAUAACGAAGUGGCAAAAAUUCUCCCACCUCUGGUCUUUCGACAAGAACCUGUCCUGCGAAAAAUACGUUCAGAAAUACGAUCAAAUCUACAAGUACGACGAGAAAUUCUUCUUCUUCGAGGAUAUAAUAAACGAUUUGCAUGCCCACGUGAAAUUUGUGGAUAUCGGAGCCAUUCGAGUUAAUUUAAGGCCUGUUAUAAAGCAAGUGCAGGAUCACGCGGAAGAAUGGAAGACUAUAUUAGGAGCGUGCAUCGCAACUAAGACUAGAACUAGCAUGCAUGACCUGAAAACUCAGUUGGAGACCCUUCGCAUGACAGUAAACAUGAACAUCAAAGGUCUGGAAGACUUUAAGCUUGUGAUGGCUACAAUCACUCAAGUGCAACAGAUGACGGUCACCGCCGAGUGCAAGUACAAGAACAUGCAAGAGAUAUUCCAUAUGUUGAGACAGCACAAUAUUUUGGUAUCCGACGAAGAUUUAAUAUUUGCAAAAAAUCUCGAAGCUUCAUGGGGCAGUCUUUACCAAACCACGUUGUUCCGCGCGGCAACGUUAGAGAAGACUAAAGAGAAGUUCUCUAAGAUGAACGUCGUAGAGAUAGCUAACUUCUUAAAGGAGCUCGACGAUUUUGUGGAGAAGUUUGAUACUGAAGGCCCAGGAACUGUCGGGGAUGAUAUGGAUAGAGGAAGCUUGCUUAUGGAGGAAUACAGCAAAUACUUCGACGAGCUUGAAAACAGAAAGAAACUGCUCCAAGCAGCCGAACAACUCUUCGAUAAUCCUCUGGCUGACUUCUCGAACUUCAACCGCGCGAGAACCGAUUUUGGUUUCAUGGAGUCAAUAUACAAGAUAUACAAGUCACAGAAGUAUGCGAGAGAGAUCUGGUCGAAGACCUUAUGGGCUAAUUUGAACCCACAGGCUCUUGUGGAUGGUAUUGAGCAAUUCUUCAAAGAAUUCAGGAAAUUACCUAAAAUCAUUCGACAAACGCCAAGUGGCAUGAUGUUGGACCUCAAGAUGAGGCAGUUCAAGAAUGUAGUUCCGUUGAUGGUGUCGCUGAAGAACGAGGCCAUGCGUGAGAGGCAUUGGAAAGAACUUAUGCAUAAAACCGGCCAGGAUUUCGACAUGUCUCCGGAUCGCUUCACGUUGGAGAACAUGUUUGCUAUGGAACUGCACAAGUAUCAAGAUGUCGCUGAGGAGAUUGUCAACCAUGCUAUUAAAGAAUUAGCAAUCGAACGAGGCGUGAAAGACGUACAAGACACAUGGGCUAGCAUUGCCUUCACGGUGGCUCGGCACUUCAACCGCGGUGAAGACAGAGGGUAUACGCUCAACCCCUGUGACGAAAUCACUGUUAAACUGGAUGAUGAUGCCAUGACACUGCAGAGUAUGGCUGCUUCGCAAUUCAUCGGUCCAUUCCUCUCAGUGGUACACACGUGGGAGCGUCGUUUAUCCCUCAUAUCGGAGGUGAUAGAAGAGUGGAUGGCGACGCAGCGCAAGUGGCUCUACUUGGAAGGCAUAUUCGUUGGUGGCGAUAUACGUACCCAGCUGCCUGAGGAGGCUAAAAAGUUUGAUGAUAUCGACAGGUCCUUUAGGAAGAUCAUGUUGGAUACAGCGAAAAGGCUGAAUGUCGUAGAUUGCUGCACCAUGACUGGCAGACUGGAGGAGUUCAUUAACCUCGGUCUUGGACUACAAAAGUGCCAGAAAUCAUUGAACGAUUACUUGGACUCAAAAAGACGCAUAUUCCCUCGCUUCUUCUUCAUAUCGACGGACGAACUGCUGUCUAUUCUCGGCAGUAGCGAGUGCAGCUGUGUGCAGGAACAUAUGAUUAAAAUGUUUGAUAACAUUCGUGCGUUGGAUCUGUACGUAGAUCAUACCAAUCGUCCCGUUGCUGCUAAAAUGAUAUCUGCUGAAGCUGAGGUAAUGGACUUCCGUAAAGUAGUGUACACGGAGGGUCGCGUGGAAGACUGGAUGAACUUGGUGCUCAAUGAGAUGAGGAACACCAAUAAGUUUAUCUCUAAGAAAGCUAUCUUCUACUACGGGAAGAAUUGGAAAGUGCCAAGGACUGACUGGAUCAUGGAAUACCAAGGCAUGGUGUGCCUGGCUGCUAACGGGGUGUGGUGGACGGCGGAGACCGAGGAGACCUUCAUCCGCAUCCGCAAGGGCAACAAGCGAGCUAUGAAGGAACAUCUCGCGCAGCAGAACGAACAGUUAGACGGACUGGUCGUUAAAGUCAGACAAGAUCUAUCAUCAAACGACCGUCUAAAGUUCCGCACAAUAACGACAAUCGAUGUGCACGCUCGUGAUAUUAUCGAAGGCUUUGUGCGUGACAACGUUACUGAGGCCAGCGAGUUCGAGUGGGAGAGCCAACUGCGGUUCUAUUGGUUGAAGAGAGAUGAUAAUCUGUGGAUAAGGCAGUGCACAGGUAUCUUCGAGUACGGCUACGAAUACAUGGGCUUGAACGGUCGGCUGGUGAUCACACCGCUGACGGAUCGCAUCUACCUUACCAUUACGCAAGCCCUUACCAUGCAAUUGGGUGGCGCACCUGCAGGUCCCGCCGGCACCGGCAAAACAGAAACAACGAAAGACCUCGCAAAAGCGCUAGGUCUACUCUGCGUGGUAACGAACUGCGGUGAAGGCAUGGAUUUCCGCGCAGUCGGGCAGAUCCUCGCCGGGCUCUGCCAGUGCGGCGCCUGGGGAUGUUUCGACGAGUUCAACAGAAUCGAUAUAUCGGUGUUAAGUGUGAUUUCUACGCAGCUGCAGUGUAUUAGAAGUGCCUUGUUGAUGAAGCUGAAGAGGUUUACUUUCGAAGGUCAAGAAAUAGCAAUGGAUAGCAAAGUAGGCAUCUUCAUCACCAUGAACCCAGGAUACGCUGGCCGCACGGAGCUACCGGAGUCAGUCAAGGCGUUGUUCCGACCUGUAGUGUGCAUCUUACCGGAUUUGGAGAUGAUAUGCCAGAUUUCACUGUUCUCUGAUGGAUUCCUUACUGCUAAGGUGCUAGCCAAAAAGAUGACGAUGCUAUACCACGUGGCUCAGCAGCAAUUAUCAAAGCAGUCGCACUACGACUGGGGGCUGCGGGCGCUGACGGCCGUGCUGCGCAUGGCGGGCAAGCUGCGCCGCGACUCGCCCGGACUCAGCGAGAUCAUGGUGCUCAUGAGGGCACUCAGAGACAUGAACCACCCGAAAUUCGUUUUCGAAGAUGUUCCACUCUUCCUGGGUCUGAUCAAGGACUUAUUCCCGGGGCUGGAAUGUCCGCGAGUGGGGUACCCGGACUUUAACGCGGCUGUCACUGAAGUGCUUGAGAAAGAUGGCUAUAUUGUGUUAGCCCAUCAGGUUGACAAAGUUGUGCAAUUAUACGAGACGAUGAUGACUCGUCACUGCACCAUGCUGGUGGGGCCCACUGGAGGUGGCAAGACUGUCAUACUGCAGACGAUAGUCAAAGCACAGACCUUGCUGGGCUUGCCUACUAAGCUUACUGUGCUUAAUCCUAAGGCUUGCUCGGUAAUCGAGCUAUACGGAAUUCUGGAUCCUGUGACCAGAGAUUGGACUGAUGGCUUGUACUCUAAAAUAUUCCGAGAAAUGAACAGGCCAGCAGAAAAAGACGAACGUCGCUACUCUCUCUUCGACGGUGACGUAGACGCUCUCUGGAUCGAGAACAUGAACUCCGUAAUGGAUGACAACAAACUCCUUACUUUGGCCAAUGGAGAGAGAAUCCGUUUGGCUCCGUACUGUAACCUACUGUUCGAAGUGGGAGAUCUGAACUAUGCGUCGCCUGCAACCGUGUCCAGAGCUGGUAUGGUGUUUGUGGAUCCGAAGAAUUUGGGAUACCAACCUUAUUGGGAUAGAUGGCUGCGUGGACGCAACAACGACGAAGAGCGCGAACAACUAGACGGUAUGUUCGACCACUACGUGACAGGAGCUAUCAACUACAUCGUGUUCGGCAUGUUUGGCUUACAGCAACAGACGCCCUUGAAGACUAUUGUGCCGCAAACACCGCUUAAUUUGGUGGUACAACUAUGCUACAUGAUCAGCGGCUUGCUGCCGAACAGAGAGGAUGCUAACGAAGAAAUUGACAGGACUGUUGUCGAAUGCGUUUUCAUGGUGUCGAUGUACAACAGCCUCGGGGCGGCCAUUAUAGAUGACGGCCGAUUCGAUUUCGACGUGUACAUCAAGAAAGCAUGUCCAAUGAUGCUUGUUGAAGAUACGAUAGAGAAAAAAGCUACUACAAAGCACUUCCCAAUGGGCUUCGCAUCCCUCUACGACUACUGCCUAGAACUAACCACCAAGACCUGGGAAGCCUGGGAGUGGCUCGUCCCGGAGUACAUACACGACCGUGAGAAGAAAUUCCCGGCAAUAUUAGUACCUACUGUCGACACGCUGCGGCUUACCUGGCUUAUUAAGAUCAUGGAGAGCGUUGAACGGCCGGUGCUACUGGUCGGUGAAACUGGAACAUCGAAAACUGCUAUAAUCACCAACUAUCUUCGGGGAUUACCUGCAGAUAGAUAUAUAGUUCAACAAAUGAACUUCUCAUCGCGAACAUCUUCAAUGGACGUACAGCGCAACUUGGAGUCUGUCGUCGAGAAGAGGACUAAGGACACCUUCGGUCCACCAGUGGGCAAGAAGAUGCUGGUCUUCAUCGAUGAUAUGAACAUGCCUAUUGUGGACACAUACGGCACCCAGCAGCCCAUAGCCCUACUAAAGCUGUUGUUCGAAAGGAAAGGUUUCUACGACCGUGGCAAGGAUCUCAACUGGAAGAACGUUAAGGAUAUCGGUUUUCUCGCCGCUAUGGGCAAGGCUGGUGGAGGGAGGAAUGAUGUGGAUCCUCGCUUCAUAUCAAUGUUCUCGGUAUACAAUCUUCAGUUCCCGUCAGAGAACACGCUACGUCACAUCUACGUGUCGAUCCUUAGGGGGCACUUCGAAAUAUUCCCCGAAGAGAUACAGAAUAUCGUCGAUAAAAUCGUGCAGAUGACCUUGGAUUUAUAUAAGAUAAUAAUAGUAGACCUACCGCCAACGCCAGCGAAGUUCCACUACAUAUUCAACCUGCGGGAUCUGUCCCGCAUCGCGGCCGGCAUGUGCCUCACUCACCCGAACUACUUCAGCGAGAAGCGCUGCGUCGUGCGAUGUUGGCGCAACGAGUUCACCCGCGUCAUCUGUGAUAGACUCAUCAGUGUGCAAGACAACGACCUAAUGCGCGGUCAUAUUCACGAGCACGUGAUAAAGUACUUCCCGGAGGAAGAGCCCGUAGUCCUGGAAGAGAUCGUCAUACCCGAGGAAGAGGAGAAAGGCGAGGAGGAACAAGAAGUUGACGAGUUCGGUAUGAUACCUGAACAAAAGCCAGAACCAGAGGCGGCAGUUGCAGUGGAAGCAGUUGAAGAGGAGGAGGAAGUUGAACCUGAACAUGAAUACACGUUGGAAGAGUACGUCUUCCGCGACCCGCUACUAUUUGGGGACUAUCGGAACGCGUUAGACGAAGAGGAAAUCCGAUACUAUGAAGACUUGCUGGAUUAUGAAGCUGUGUAUUUUCUGUUCCAAGAGAUCCUGGACGACUACAACGACCGUGUGGGCAAGAUGUCAGUAGUACUAUUCGAGGACUGCCUAGAACACUUGACUCGUACUCACCGAAUCCUGCGCAUGGACCGCGGCAACGCGCUCAUCAUCGGCGUCGGCGGCUCCGGGAAGAAGUCUAUCUGUCGCCUCGCGUCUUUUGCUGCAGGUUGCGACAUCUUUGAGAUCGUGGUGACGCGCAAUUACACCGAGAAUACGUUCAAAGACGACAUGAAGAGGCUCUACAACUCGCUGGGGGUUGAUAACAAGAAGACUGUCUUCUUGUUCACUGCUGCACAGAUCCUGGAAGAAGGUUUCCUAGAGUUCAUCAACAACAUCCUGAUGAUCGGCAUGAUCCCGGCUCUGUUCUGCGACGAUGAGAAAGACGCGAUCAUCAACGCGGUGCGCGGUGACAGCACUGAGGCCGGAUAUGGGAUGGGCAAGGAUGCCGUGUGGAAUUUCUUCUGCACAAGAUGUGCUGAAAAUCUUCACGUGGUGUUGUCUAUGUCUCCUAGUGGCGAUAUAUUGAGGAACAGAUGUCGAAGUUUCCCUGGCCUGGUGAACAAUACUACAAUAGACUGGCAGUUCCCGUGGCCCAAACAAGCUCUAUUGGCCGUCGCUAAUGUUUUCCUAGCUGACGUGGCGAAAAUUCCCGAAGAGUUCCGACCGAUCAUCGUAGAACACGUUGUCCACGUACACUUGUCCGUCGCGCAAUACUCCAUAGACUUCCUGCUGCGUCUGCGCAGGAACAACUAUGUUACCCCGAAACAUUACAUGGACUUCUUGACGAAUUACCUGUCGCUGCUGAAAGAGAAGGAUGCUUUUAUUGUGGCUCAGUGCGAGCGCUUGAUUGGCGGUCUCGCCAAGAUUGAGGAGGCCAACGUUCAGCUAGCCGACCUGAAUGCUAAACUAGCGGUGCAGAAAGUCAUCGUCGCUGAACAAACUAAAGAGUGCGAGACACUGCUCAAAGAGAUCUCUAAGGCCACAAACGCAGCAACAGCAAAACAAACUGUAGCUUCAGUCAAAUCAGCGGAGAUCACAGAACAGAGUGCAGUCAUCUCCGAAGAGAAGGCGGAGGCUGAAGAAGCUCUUUCCGAGGCUUUACCAGCUUUGGAAGCUGCUAGGCUUGCUCUCGCAGACUUGGAGAAGAAUGAUAUCACUGAGAUCAGGUCUUUUGCGACCCCACCUGAAGCUGUACAGACCGUUUGCGAAUGCGUGGCCAUAAUCCGCGGCGUGAAGGACAUCAGCUGGAAGGGUGCUAAAGGCAUGAUGGCCGACCCCAACUUCUUGCGAAACCUUCAGGAGAUGAACUGUGACCUCAUCACGCAGAAUCAGGUCAAAGCUGUGAAAGCUCACAUGAAGAAGAGCAAGAAGUUGGAUACUAUGCAACAGAUUAGUAAAGCUGGAUACGGUCUUCUUAAAUUCGUGAUAGCUGUGCUCGGUUACUGCGCCGUAUACAGAGAAGUCAAGCCUAAGAAGGACAAAGUGGAAGCUCUCGAGAAGGAGUAUACUGAAGCUUGUAACUACUUAGCUUCGCUAAACAGGGAGAUAGAUCGACUGCAAAAAACCUUAGAUGGCCUCAAUAAUAAAUAUGAAACGGCUAUGCUAAGGAGACAGGAGUUGCAAGAGGAAACUGAUAUUAUGAUGAGGAGAUUAAUCGCCGCCGACAAGCUCAUGUCUGGCUUAUCCAGCGAACAGAAACGCUGGACUGAAGAUUUAGCAGCUUUAUACGUGGAACAAUCACGUUUGAUAGGCAACUGUCUUCUCUCAGCAUCGUUCUUGAGCUACGCGGGACCUUUCUCGUUCUCGUUCAGACAGACCAUGAUAUAUGAGGACUGGUUGGGCGAUGUGUUGGAGAGAGGCAUACCCUUGACCACGCCUUUCACGAUUGAGAAGAAUUUGACUAAUGAGGUUGAGAUUAGUGGUUGGAACUCUGAAGGUCUGCCUCCAGACGAGCUGUCAGUACAGAACGGCAUUCUAACAACGCGAGCGUCGCGGUUCCCGCUGUGUAUCGACCCACAGACACAAGCAUUGUCCUGGAUCAAGAGGAAAGAGACUAAGAACAAUCUCAAGGUGUUGUCAUUCAACGACCCGCAGUUUUUGCGCCAACUGGAGAUGGCCAUUAAAUACGGCAUGCCAGUGCUGUUCCAAGAUGUCAACGAGUACAUCGAUCCUGUGGUCGAUAAUGUGCUGGAGAAGAACAUUAAAUUGGAAAGCGGUCGCACAUUCGUGAUGCUGGGCAGCACGGAGGUGGACUACGACCCGAACUUCCGCAUGUACCUCACCACCAAGCUGUCCAACCCGCAGUUCAACCCCGCCACCUAUUCUAAGGCUGUGGUCAUCAACUAUACUGUCACUGUGCAGGGUUUAGAAGACCAGCUCCUAAGCGUAGUAGUACGCGCAGAGCGUUCGGACUUGGAAGAACAGCGUGAAAGCCUCAUCAUAGAGACCAGCGCCAACAAGAGCCUUCUAUCAGGUCUCGAGGACUCGCUGCUGCGAGAGCUGGCCACCUCCACCGGCAACAUGCUGGACAACGUGGAACUUGUCAACACGCUGGAGAACACCAAGUCUAAAGCUGCUGAGGUGAUGGAAAAACUAGAACUGGCAGAGACAACGACCAAGGAUAUAGAGAAACUGCGCGAUGGUUACCGGCCGGUGGCUAAGCGCGGCUCCAUUCUGUUCUUCGUGCUAUCAGAUAUGGCUGGUGUUAACAGCAUGUAUCAGUAUUCACUGUCUUCAUACCUAGAUGUGUUUUCAUUCUCACUGCGCAAAGCUAUGCCGAAUGUUAUACUAACGAAACGAUUGAAAAACAUUAUUGAUAUGCUUACCAAGAAUGUGUAUGAUUAUGGAUGUACUGGUAUAUUCGAGCGCCACAAGCUGCUGUUCUCGUUCCAAAUGAACAUCAAGCUAGAACAGAGUGACGACCGCGUCAAUCAGGCGCAACUAGACUUCUUCAUCAAGGGUAACGUGGCGUUAGAGAAGUCGGCCAGAGCCUGUCCCGCCUCCUGGAUACCGUCGCAGGGCUGGCAAGACGUCAUGAAGCUGAGUUUGGACUUCCAGAAUUCCUUCGCUGCUUUGCCUGACAAUAUUUCUCGGAAACUGUCUGAAUGGCAGGAGUGGUUCGACAGCGACACUCCGGAGUCAGCGGACAUCCCGGGUGGGUACCGCGACACAUUGGAGCCCUUCGAGCUGCUGAUGCUGCUGCGCUGCUUCCGCGUGGACCGCAUCUACCGCGCCCUCACCGACUACAUCACCGUCACCAUGGGCGAGGAGUACAUCACGCCGCCCGUCAUCAGUUUGGACAUGAUAUUCGAGCAGACAACACCGUUCACGCCGGUGGUGUUUAUCCUAAGUCCCGGUUCGGAUCCUACGGCUGAUUUGAUGAAGCUGGCCGAUAGGUGCGGCUUCGGUGGCGGCAAGUUCAAGUAUCUGUCGCUUGGGCAAGGACAGGAGGCGACGGCCUUAGCUCUCCUAGAAGGUGCAAUCUCCCACGGACAAUGGCUGAUCUUACAAAACUGCCAUCUCCUCGUAUCCUUCCUACGGGAGCUGGAGAAACAACUGGAGCUGAUGACCAAGCCGCACCCUGAGUACCGGCUGUGGCUCACCACUGAUCCCACUCCUACAUUCCCCAUUGGGAUCUUGCAGAGAUCGCUUAAAGUGGUGACGGAGCCGCCCAACGGCCUGAAGCUGAAUCUCCGCAACACGUACUUCAAGAUGCGUUCUCACGCGCUCGAGGAGUGUACACACCCGCAGUUCAAGAAACUCGUCUACGUACUCGCUUUCUUCCAUGCUGUUGUACAGGAGCGACGCAAAUAUGACAAGAUCGGCUGGAACAUAUCGUACGACUUCAGCGAGUCUGACUUCAUGGUGUGCAUGCAGAUCCUUCAGUGUUACCUCGACAGGUGCUAUGCGGUCAAGGGACCCAUACCCUGGGCCACGCUCAAGUAUCUGUUUGGAGAGGUGAUGUACGGAGGUCGUGUAAUAGACGACUACGACCGUCGCACUGUGGGCACGUAUAUGGAGGAGUACCUCGGCGACUUCCUGUUCGACAAGUUCCAGCCCUUCCACUUCUACCACGACGCAACGUUCGACUACGUCAUACCGCCUGAUGGGGAGAAGGAACAGUAUAUUGAGUUCAUCGACAUCCUACCAUUGGCGAACACUCCCGAAGUAUUUGGCUUGCACCCGAACGCCGAAAUUGGCUACUUCAGUCAAGCAGUGCGGGAGAUGUGGGGACAUCUCAUCGAGCUGCAGCCGCAAACCAGCGAGGGCGGCGGCGCGAUGAGCCGCGAGGACUUCAUCGACGGCACGGCGGUGGACGUGCUGAGCAAGCUGCCGGCGCCCUACGAGAUCUGGCGCGUGCGCAAGCAGUUCGAGAUGAACAUCACGCCCACGCUCGUCGUGCUGCUGCAGGAGCUAGAGAGAUUCAAUCGCCUUAUAAAGAAGAUGCACACUACGCUCUCACUGCUCCGCAAAGCGUUAGCAGGCGAGAUAGGCAUGGACGCAGUAUUAGACAACGUAUCUUACUGCAUGUUUAACGGACAACUGCCGCAAGUGUGGCGGUCCUUAGCCCCGGCCACGUGCAAGGGGCUGGGGGGCUGGAUGGACCACUUUAUUGCAAGGACUAAGCAGUAUACGGACUGGGCGACAAUGGAAGAACCGGUAGUGAUCUGGCUAUCAGGACUUCACAUCCCGGAGUCGUACCUGAUCGCGCACAUCCAGAUCGCGUGCCGCCUGUACACGUGGCCGCUCGACCGCUCCACGCAGUUCACGCGCGUCACCUCGUGGAGAUCCGCUGACGAGAUCGAGGAGAGACCCGUCACUGGUUGCUACGUGCGAGGUCUGUACUUGGAAGGAGCACGCUGGGACUUGGAGGAGGCGUGCCUCAGACGCUCGCACCCCAAGGUGUUAGUGACCGAGCUGCCUAUAAUGUACGUCAUACCUAUUGAAGCACAUAAACUCAAGCUGCAGAACACUCUACGCACACCAGUCUACACGACGUCACAGCGUCGCAACGCAAUGGGAGUCGGUCUCGUGUUCAACUCUGACCUGUGGACUGCUGAACACCCUAGCCAUUGGAUACUGCAGGGCGUCUGUCUUAUUAUGAAUACUGACUGAAUUGGUACAAGGCGGUGGAGAUAUGUUUUAGACAUGGUAAUGUGAGUUAUUCAGCUUUCAACUGCAGGCUUUUUAGGAAACUCGCACACUGUGAUUUGUUGUACUUAGCACAUAUUAUGUAAUUUGAAUAAUUAUCUAUUGGUUUUACCACGGAGGAACUAAAGAUAGGCGGAGAUGCUAUAUGGAAAGUAGGUCAAAGGCCUUCUUGUAGGUCACGGAAACGUACGGUAGGCGAGAUCAGUUACUAGUAGUAACUAGGAGCCCGAACUCCUUGUUUAUUCAAAACCAAUCUGUAAAAGAUUGGUCUUCAUUGAUUGGUGAUUUAAUUUUGAAAAUAUACGGGUGGGUUUCAUCCCCCGAACACCCGCAUUUUGGCGCGCUACUUUCUUAGGAGUUGUGCUUUCUGAUAUCUCUACUAGUCAUUUUUCUCUCCAUAGGUUAAUCCGACUACAAUUAAUAAUGUAUUAUGUAUGGCGCAAUAAAGACGUCAAAGUUCAAUACCAGUUCCUGACCAUUGCAAGAUAUAUCUGCUACCUAGGUAAUGUUCACACGAAAUGCUAAACAAAUCCGCCGCCAGUAUAGCAACUGUCUAGUCAGUAGUACCUGUUUUUAUAGAAUUAUCUUGUUUUAUUAUAAGGUUUUGAAUUAGAUGUUAAUUUUUAAAU